GUCUGAACUCAGUUCUGCUCGAGCUUCGGUCAGAGUCGGAAGCAAAUCCCAAGACGCAUUCGAAAGCACUCAGAUAACCUUAUCAAGGCGAAACGGAAGCCAGCAAAGGCAAAAUGCGGUUGCCAUUUGUGGGAGUAUUGCUAAUCCUUCUGCUCUCCGUGACCUUCGGAAUCGGCCAUUCCAGCUAUGAACUGGCUACCAAGCAGAUACUUGAUAGAGCCAAAGACCGCAUGCGCCACGUGUGGAGUCUGAACCGCAGGAUCUUUGUGCAGCUCACGGCCAAGGGAAAGUCACCGCUGGGCGGACAGGUUCUGAACUCCAAGCUGGAGGUCGAGGCGGAGACCUAUCGACUAUUUUACGACUUAGCGGGCAAUCUCAGCGUUGUGUCAGUGGCUGAAUUGGAUGACCCACUUCUUCGUAGGCGCGUGCAGCGAAUGGCCAAGUUGCAGCUGCAGGGCCUGCGGCCAAAGGACUACGAGCAGGCCAAGGACCUUCUACGUCAGAUUCAUAACUUUGUCAACGGACCCCUGGUCUGCCCCUACGAGGACUGCUCCGCCCGUGGUUCGCUGGCCAUGUACCCGCAGAUCAUGAACAAAAACAUGCACACCAAGCUAUACGAGGAUCUGGUCAUCAACUGGAAGGCCUGGCGCAGGGCCAUAAACGAGAAGGACGUGGCCAAGAACACGUUCAUCGGCUACGUUCGGCUUCUCCGGAUCGCUGCCACCUACAACGGACAUGUGACGCCCUCGCGCACAUGGUACCUCAACUACGACACGGAGAACUUUCAAGCUGAAAUGGAGGCGGUCGUGUGGGAGAUAAUGCCGCUCUACCGGGAACUGCACGCCUAUUUGCGUCGCGAGGUGCAAGCUGCCUACCCAAAGGCGGACACAAAGAGCGAUGGCGCCAUCUCCGCUCCCAUUAUGGACCAGAUCCUGUCGCAGGACUGGUACCCUCACCAGUUCUUUCGCACACCGCACCAGGGCAGACAGCACCAGUUGCCCUCCGUUCAUCGGCGCCUGGAGGAGGUCCUGGUAACGCCCGUCAAAAUCAACCGCAAAGCUGCCGAGUUUUUUGAAUCGUUGGGCUUAAUGGUGAUGCCAAAUAUCUUUUACGACCGCUUUUCCCGCCGGAUGAACGACGAGGAGGGCGGAGCUGAGUGCAAGUCGCAGGUAUAUUACUUUCCGCCGGAUGUGGCGCUGCGCUACUGCCCCAAACUAGACUACAAGAAGAUGAUGCAGAUUCACGGAACGAUGGCUGAACUGCAGUACCACCUCUACAAGAUGCAACUGCCCUUUGGUCUCGACACGGAGCCGUGUCCUGGAUUUGGAGCUGCCAUAGCGGAAACAGUUAUCCUGGCUUCAGGCACUCCACGCCACCUGCACCGUCUCCACAUCCUGUUGAACGACAGUCUUACGGAGGAGCAGUCCCUUAACCGCCUGUUUCGCAUGGGUGUGCACACCUUGAUCGCCGUGCCCCAGUACUUCAUCAAUGACAAAUUCCUCGUGGACGUUAUGGACGGGCGGAUCGGGGUUAAGGACUAUAACUGCGCUUACUGGGGCCUCCAGGACAAAUUCGCCGGAGUCCAGCCACCAUUACAACGUCUUAACAAGGACUUUGAUGUGGAUUUCAAGUUCUAUCGAGGACUAAAUCCGGAAACCUCCAAUACCAAAAAAUUCCUGGCCGAGAUCCUGGGCUUCCAGUUCUACCGUUCCUUUUGCCUGGCAAGUGGACAGUACAAGCCCGGUGAUCCCAAUUUCCCACUCCACAAUUGCGAUUUCUACGACAGCAAAGAAGCAGGCAAAAAGAUUCGCGACAUGAUGCAGCUGGGAGCCACUCGACAUUGGCGGGAUGUCAUGGAGAUAGCCACCGGUGAACGAAAGUUGAGCGGACGCGGUAUCCUUGAAUACUUUGCCCCACUCUUCACGUGGCUGAAGGAGCGCAACAAGCAACUGGACAUCGAGCCGGGCUGGGAUGCAGAUGAAUUGUGUCGGAGGGACUAAGAUACCACGUACAACACGCAUUUAUCUACCGGUAUAAAACUAUAAACCAAUUUCCUAAGAAGAAAUAUAAUUGAACAUAAACAAUCAA
Drosophila simulans is the source of this 2088-nucleotide messenger RNA. It is a transcript of the gene Ance-5, whose product is annotated as angiotensin-converting enzyme. The transcript has 4 exons. Bases 114 to 2000 code for a protein of 628 amino acids. Gene Ontology annotation, biological process: proteolysis. NCBI's taxonomy places the organism in Eukaryota, Metazoa, Arthropoda, Insecta, Diptera, Drosophilidae. The record is from RefSeq and is a predicted model, not a curated record. Gene Ontology annotation, cellular component: plasma membrane. Gene Ontology annotation, molecular function: peptidyl-dipeptidase activity; metallopeptidase activity.